Lampris incognitus (smalleye Pacific opah) is the source of this 5477-nucleotide messenger RNA. RefSeq names its product interleukin 10 receptor, beta (gene il10rb). Gene Ontology annotation, molecular function: protein binding; interferon receptor activity. The record is from RefSeq and is a predicted model, not a curated record. Bases 1104 to 2405 code for a protein of 433 amino acids. The transcript has 8 exons. NCBI's taxonomy places the organism in Eukaryota, Metazoa, Chordata, Actinopteri, Lampriformes, Lampridae.
UUGAAAGGGAAAUUAAACUUCAAGAAAUUAUGUGUUCUUACAACUUUGAAGAGCAUGGGCAAUCUGUAGGGUCAAAUUGUGGAACAGUCUGAGCAUUGAACUCAAAGUACAAACAUUACAUCGUUCAAGAAGAAGUACAAAGGACUGAUUAUCAAGAUAUAUAGGAAUGAUGACGAGUUGUGUUAAGUUUUAGCUAUUUCUAAACAUUUCUUAUUAGUUUUUUUUCACUUUUCUUUCUAUGACACCGAUUAUCUAUUUGGGUUAUGCGUAGCAUUGAGAUCUGUUUAUUCUUGGUACAUGACAUUGGGGUGUGUUUUUCUUUCUCUUUCUCUCGUUUUUUUAUGUGCUUUUUCUCUUUUUUCUUCCAUUGCUCAGAGUUUGUAUCGUGCAGCAGAACUUGCAUUGUAUUUGAACUAUAUAAUAUAGUGGGAAUUGAGUUUGUAAUGUAUAGUAGCUGAAUUAACUUAAGAGUAGGUGAGAAGGGGAAGGGGAAAAAUAAGUAUAUACUUCCUCCUACUCUUUUUCCAGCAUGUAACAAAUAAUCUGAUGCAUAUGUUGAUUUGUUCACUGUGUUUGAGGUGUGAAUUUGUUGAUCACUUCAUAUUAUUGGAAAUGGCUUAUCUGUAUGUUAUAUCCUGCUUAUUAUUUACUUGUUUGAAAAAUAUCAUCAUUCGUUCAUUCAUGGUCGGAUUAAGGACUGGACGUUAAAGAUAAUGUAAUGAAAAUAUGUUGGAUAACAUUCCACUUUGUGAAUGAAUGAAUUACUUUUUGAAAUUAUUUUUGGAAUAAUGGGGGAAAAAUUGAUAUCAUAAAAUAGUUCCCUUCAGCUUUGCAACGCAAAGUUCAUAGCAUUGUGUUGAAAUGAUACACAGCCAAUAAUCAGGCGUGAUCAAAAGGAUCGGGCGUUAAAGACAAUGCAAGGCAAAUAUGUUGGAUGAAAAACUACCGUGUGAAUGAAUGAAUUCAUUUUGGAAUCAUGCAGUCUUUUAUUUUGUCACUUCCCUCAAACCUGAGGAAAGCUAUGACGAACUACCCAACCAAUGCGGAAGAAGCGGAGCACGCGCUGUAGGGACUGAGGCUGCGCAGAGGCAGAAAGCUAAAUCAUGUUAGACAAGAGGAGUUUCGGUCGUCGCCAUUCUUCAACAAUGUCAUCUGCUGCUAUAUAUGUAUUCCUUCUGAUCUGGUGCCUCCCAGCAAGGGCCGUUUUAGUCCUUGCAGACCUGGCCAAACCACAGAAUGUGACCAUGAUCACACUAAACACGCAGUACAUCAUCAGCUGGGACUGGGAUCAACAUUCUGCGGAGAAUCAUACCGUGACCUUCACAGCACAGUACAUGGCGAAGUACAGGUGGGAGAGGAAUCUAAUUGACUGGAUCACGGUUUGUGAGAGAACACGACAUACUGAGUGUGACCUGACUGCCUUGGACCUGCACUACUUUGCAAUCUACGUGCUCCGCGUGCAGGCCAAUACAGACAAGCAGGAUUCCGACUGGGUCCUCAAGGACUUCUGCCCCGAUAAAGAAGCUGCCCUGGGCCCUCCAUCCAAAGUAGACCUUUCUCUAGCUGGCAGCCUCUUGGACGUGUCCAUCUCAGAUGCCCUAACCAGCACCAAUGGCUCCAUGAAGGAGCUUCAGCCCAUGAUGUACUACCGCAUCAUCUACUGGGAACACUCAGCAGAUAAAAAGGCCCUGAGAACCAAGAUGGUGGACAGCAGCGCCAACUUGGUGACCUUGCCAGAUCUGAAGGCAUGGACCUGGUACUGUGUGAGUGUCCAGUCGGUCUGUGACUACUACAACAAGAGCAGCAACUACACCGCACCCCUUUGCUUGCAAACUGAAGGUGCCACUCCAUGGUGGCAGAUUCUGCUGUACUUUGCUGCCUCUCUGCUGCUCUGUUUCCUGGGAGGGCUCCUCCCCUUCUACGUCUUCUUCCAAUGCUACAGGAUCCUAAAGCGCACCAUGUAUCCCUCCAUCCAGCUGCCUGUACACAUUCUGGAGUACCUUCAUGACUUCUCCCCUGGUUCUGACGUGCCUCGCCUCCUAACCCCAGACUCAGAGCCUGAGCUGAUAUGUGAUAGGGUGAGCAUCUGUCCAGAGGCAGGGCUGCUGGAAAUCCACAUCCCUCCCCAUUUUGAAGCCCUCACAGAGUCCUCUUCAGGGAUGGAGCCAGACAGCAGUGGCAGACACAGUCGUCAGAACAGCGGGGACAGCAAAGAUUCUGGGAUGUACUCCACAGAGGGGGGUUCUGCCCUGCGACAGCAACCCGGCAGCAAGGACUCCUCCAUGGGGAUAGAGGUCUCCUGGCAGGACCCCUCUCUGGAGCAGGUCAAGAUGCAGGACAUGGGCCCAGAGUCCAGGGCAGAGGCUGUGAUCCCGGAUGAGGGUGUCAUCGACAUGUGCUUCUGAAUAAAUAGACAUCCGACAGAUGAGAGGAUGGAAAAGACUUAUGUUCAACAAGAGAAGGGUUUUAUGAGAAGAUGAAUAUUUCUAGAAGUCUGCACCCUUUUUUGUGUUCUCAACAACCUCAACUCGCACUGUGAAGACAGGAGGAUUUAACCACGUUUUGUUUUGUUUUUUUUUUAAAGAAAAAACAAAGUAUAAAAACAAAAACUGAAAUUGGUAAGGGAAAGUAACCUCCUGAAAAGGCAGAGAGUGAGUGAUAAACUGUUACAGAACAUAGCCAGAAUCUAAUGUGCGUCCCCUAUUUGCAUUGCAUUUACACCUGGCUAUUUCUGGCAUAGAUCCGAUCACAAUGCAAGCCAGAAUACCUCUGGAGGUGGCCUUGUGAAGCCCACUCAUUGCCUACUGUAUGCACUUACACCUUGCAUUAAUGUGUGUUUUCCUUCUACAAGAAAUAUACCCAUGUACAGAUUGUAUGAUGGCAGUGUACGGAAAUGGGGUCUAUAUGCCACCAGAGCUUUUUGUAUGCUGGUUUGUCAUUCCAGUCAGUCACUAUGACAGCGAAUCCAAUCAACCCAACUUCAACAAGAGAGUUUGGAAGUAUUGAUAACAAACCUGCACAUAGCUCAUGGUGUAGGAGAGGUUAAGGAAAACCCUUUGCUGAUCUAUUUGAAUGCAUCAUUCUUUGCCAUAUGAAAGGAUUAGGGAGCAUCCAGAGGUAGCUUCUUGCUUAUCAAUGAUUCCCUCGCUCCUUCAUCCCUCUCCUCUCGCCCUCUAGCACCCGCUGUCUUACAGUUAUGUUGCUGUGCCUUGGUUAGUACACAAGUUUCGAAACAAUCUUAAAGGUGAGAGAGUUUACUCUGAGGAUCACAGGCCAGUAUUUGUCAGUGGAAGUCAUUUUACCUGUGGUUAUCCAAAGCAUUAUGUCAAAUAUUAUGUACUUGUAAAGUAUCGAUGUGCUUCUCAAUCCAAGCCUGAUUUUUAGUCAUAGGGAAAGGAAGUAUGCCAGUUUCUCCGUAAACAUGAGUAUACUUUCCACAUCUAGCUGUAGUUAUCUAAAGGUGAUGCUGGUCAUUGCCAACCAAGGCCAAGUCCUCCUUCCACAGCAAAGGUUUAUAAAUGUUUCUUAGAUUACCAUUAGACUAAUGUGCAUGCGUGCGUACAUGUGAUGUCUUUUUUUGGGGGGAGGGAGAUUCCCCCUUUUUCUCCCCAAUUGUAUCCGGCCAAUUACCCCACUCUUCCAACCCAUCCCGGUCGCUGCUCCACCCCGUCUGCCGAUCCUGGGAGGACUGCAAACUACCACACGCCUCCUCCAAUACAUGUGGAGUCACCAGCCACGUCUUUUCACCUGACAGUGAGGAGUUUCACCAGGCGGAUAUAACGCGUGGGAGGACCACGCUAUUCCCCCCAGUUCCCCCUCUCCCAUGAACAGGUGCCCCGACCGACCAGAGGAGGCGCUGGUACAGCAACCAGGACACAUACCCACAUCUGGCUUCCCACCCACAGGCACGGCCAAUUGUGUCUGUAGGGACGCCUGACCAAGCCGGAUGCAACACAGGGAUUCUUUGUGAUGUGUUUUUCUGCUCGUGUAUUUGUGUCUUUACAUUGAGGAGCAAAUAAGUUGUGUACAUCCAUCUCACUGAACAGCAGUAGAGUUUAUUUCAUGGUAAAAAAUGUGACUGUGUGUUCCUUUGCCCGUUUGUUUUCAUUUAAACAAAAGAAUUAAGGACUGAAUCAAGAUUUCUCUCUGUCUGUCUGUAUUGGUGUUAAUCUGGCUGUGUGUCUGUCCACUUUGCCCUGUGUGUGUGUGUUUCUAGUCUGAAAGUAAACAAGAAAUACAGCGAUACAUGAAAGUGUCUUCUAUUCAAUUCCACCUGCAAAUAAUGUGUUUAAUCAUUUUUAUUUUGAAAGUCAAGGUUUUUGGUUCAUUUCCCAUUGCUCAUGUCUGCAUGUCUGUAAGAGGACCUUUCACUGGCUGUCUUGGAGAGACUUAGAAAAUGUCUCAUGUGUUGUCUUAUACGUUGUUCUUUUUGUUCUGUCGGUUAAUGAUUCUUAUAGAAUCAUGAAAACGUUACUAUUUCAUUUUAGUUGUUUCUCAAUUCUUGCAUCUCUUAUUAUUUGUGAUGCUAUCAAUGAUUGUAAUGGUCUGUCUUGAGUAUCAAAGAGGAUAAGGAGAAGGCACUGUUUAUGUAUUUUCACAAUUGGAAUGAGAUGCAAAUGUGCUCUUUAAUCUUUAGUUUCAGUGGUUUAGGAUGAAAGCUUCACUGGAAUUGAACUCCCUUCUUAACAUUUACAAUCCCACAGAAUGCUUUUGCACUUUUGCUGACAUUUUUAGAUCCCUGUCUUAAGCUACGUACAGUCUAUCAGUCUCGUUAUUCACCAAGAUUUAAAGAAGUGCACUGAUCUUUUGUGUUAAUCUGUGAAACAGGAAAGUGGUGCUUCUAUUCUGUAUAAACAGUUAUACAUAGUAUAUAGUUCAUUCAACAACUACAACUUUCAUCCGCUUAAGCUUUACGACAUAAAAUCUAAGUGUUAAUUGCUUCUUUUUUGUAAAGCUUCAUUGCUAAUGCAUGUUGGUGACAUUUUAGGCAGAAUAGCAGACUGGCAAAACUGACAGUAAUUGGGAUGAAAUGGGAGCGAUUGUGCAGGACGGGGGCGGGUGGGGGGGUGGAUAUCAUGACACAUAACACAGCCCAGCACGGUGGCCCAGUGGUUAGCGCUGUUGCCUCACAGCAAGAAGGUCCUGGGUUCGAACCCCAGGGUUGUCCAACCUUGGGGGUCAUCCCAGUUGGUCCUCUGUGUGGAGUUUGCAUGUUCUUUCCGUGUCUGUGGUGGGUUUUGUCCAGGUGCUCCAGUUUCCCCCACCAUCAAAAGACAUGCAUGUUAGGGUUAAUACUUCUGUCUGUGCCCCUGACCGAGGCAUGGCAAGAGGAACUGGAGUUGGUCCCCGGGUGCUGCACGGUGGCUGCCCACUGCUCCUAGCUACACAGCUGGGAUUGGGUUAAAUACAGAGGAGGAACUGCUGCACAGGGAUUAAUAAAGUAGUAAAUGAAUAAAUAAAAUAACUGACAGAUCUGA